UUUAUUACUGCUACGAAGUUGACCCACGCUAGUGUCGGUUAUCAUACAGUAAGAGAAUGUACUGUAUACGUGCAGAAUAACAACUUAAGAUUAUCGUAUAACAAUUGUUUACUUAAGUAGAUACUCAUUAGAUAAUUAAUUAUUGUUUAUUGAACAAUUGUUUAAGUACCAGAGAUACACCUCUAAGAUAUCAUUUCAACAAUAACAGCGAAACCUUAUUCAAAUUUAUUUCCACCGCAGAGAAUGCCAGUGAGUCUGGUGGAACCGAUCACGGCGCCCGUGCUGCUGGGCGAGGGCCCGCACUGGGACGAGCGGCAGCAGGCGCUUUUCUUCGUCAGCAUCCUCGAGUGCACCAUCCACAAAUACGUGCUGGCUACCAGACAGCACACCAAGACCAAACUUAAUGGUCGCGUCGGAUUCAUAGUGCCAGUGGAAGGUACCACGGACCAGUUCGUGGUGGGAUUGGAGCGUACCUUCACCGUCGUGCAGUGGGAUGGAGCAGAGGGCAGCGCAGUCACCGUGCUGCGGGAGCUGGGCACGGUGGACACGGACGUGGCGCCCGUCACACGCAUCAAUGACGGGAAGGCUGAUCCCAGGGGGAGGAUAUUUGCAGGUACCAUGGGCUACGAGGAGCCCCUGGGCGCCAUAGCGCCCGACCAGGGCUCGCUGUACCGCGUGGACGGCGGCGGCGUUACGAAGCUCUGCGGCGGCAUCGGCAUCUCCAACGGCCUGGCCUGGGACCUGCAGAGGAAGGCCUUCUACUACACCGACACCUUCGAGUACAACAUCCGCAGAUACGACUACGACGUGGACACGGGGGAGAUCUCUAAUCCCAAGCACAUUUUCGACCUGAAAAAGAACAACAUCCAAGCCGGCCCGGAUGGUACCACCAUAGACAGCGACGGCAAUCUUUGGGUAGCUCUAUUCAGAGGCGGCGCUGUCAUCAAAAUCGAUCCGACCACAGGCAAGCUGCUAGAUAAAGUGCCCAUACCCGCGCAUCAAGUGACGUCCGUGACAUUUGGUGGCCCCGACUAUGACAUACUGUUUGUAACUACAGCCAGUCUGGAAAUAGAAGGGGUGAAACAGAAAUACCCUUGUGGAUGCACCUUUGCGGUGACAGGAUUGGGCGUUAAAGGGUUGCCAAAUGCUAAUUUCAAGCUGUCGUAAUUAUGAAGAUAUUAGUUCCUGCACACACGUAACGUCGAGCUGAAAACCCUUAAACUUGUCAAUGUAAAAUACUACCAGGUAUACGGUACACCCAUAUAAAACUGUUUCAUCAAUCUAAAGAUGAUUUUACUAGUUUAACCUUCCUAUUGUAAUAAAAUAGAACCGACUAAGGCCAGUGCCUACAAUAAUAAAAAAGUACAAAAAAAAGCUAUAUACAUAGAAUUAAGAUCAUACAGAAUCCUCAUUCAGCUAUUAUUGCAUGCAGCGCAUUGUGACCAAAAACAGUGAAAACGCCCCACGAAUAUAUACUUACUGUUAAAUAUCGCAAUUAAUAGAUACCACUCAAUACAUUUUAGUUAUUCGCGUAGUUUUUUAAAAACAGCCAUGUUGUCAUGGCGAAAAGUAUUGUACAUUUUUUAUUUAUUAAUCUCAGUGUUGUUGCAGAAUUGCGCCCCAAAUUAAUCAAUUAAAUCCAAAAAUUUCAGAUGCCAGAUUAGGAGCCUUAUCUGUAGAGAAGUGUAGUUACUGCACAACACUACUAAAUUUAUAGGUUUAUGUAUUUAUAUUAAAAUUAUUUACUUUUUUGUUUUCUUUCAUUAACACAAAAUAUAAUGUGUUAUGUACUUAUGUCUACUUUGCACAUCAGCGUUGAGCAGGUGAUAGUGCCCACGUGGGGGCGUGGCAAGGCUAUUAAGCUUGGGUACACGUAUUUUAUAACGGCUUCCAGAUAGUAAUUUUUAAAAUAUCACUUUUAAGUGAUUCCUUAAAUGAUUGUGGAUAAAUAAACGGUUGUAAAAAUUG
This is a messenger RNA of Pararge aegeria (speckled wood butterfly), 1968 nucleotides long. Its product is annotated as regucalcin-like. The record is from RefSeq and is a predicted model, not a curated record. Gene Ontology annotation, molecular function: calcium ion binding; enzyme regulator activity; gluconolactonase activity. Bases 244 to 1167 code for a protein of 307 amino acids. The transcript is spliced from 5 exons. Lineage: Eukaryota; Metazoa; Arthropoda; Insecta; Lepidoptera; Nymphalidae. Gene Ontology annotation, biological process: L-ascorbic acid biosynthetic process.